This is a messenger RNA of Theobroma umbraticum, 4193 nucleotides long. RefSeq names its product Pentatricopeptide repeat (PPR) superfamily protein. The record is from RefSeq and is a predicted model, not a curated record. Gene Ontology annotation, biological process: mitochondria-nucleus signaling pathway; chloroplast-nucleus signaling pathway. Gene Ontology annotation, molecular function: protein binding. Lineage: Eukaryota; Viridiplantae; Streptophyta; Magnoliopsida; Malvales; Malvaceae. Gene Ontology annotation, cellular component: chloroplast.
AGAUGUAAUCUCUACGUGAGAGUUUCAUAGAUUUGCAAGGAUGUGAGAAAGAGUAGAUUGAGGAUAUUCAAUGAGUUUAAACACUUGAGCAUAAAACUAAGUUUUGUUUGAAAGCUCAGUUUAGUAUUUGUUUUUGGAUAAUCUGUUUUUUCCUUUUUGUGUGUGUAAUCCUUUUCUCUGGUUUGUAAGCAGCAAAUAUCGGAUUAUGUCUAGUGUUGUUUUUUUAUAAAUCAUUUAUACCCUAGACUUUUUCUUCCAAUCUUCUUGCCAACCUUGUUCUGCCUUUUCUACGUUGUUUCUCAUCCUAUGUUUGACGAUUGGUUUCAUGUCCUUUUACCAAAGUCUGAUUCUAGCAUGUGGGCAGAGUUAGGGGUAGGGUAGCGUUGUUGCUUUUGUUGUUCAUGGUAUGGAUAGUCUGCGUCGUUGGGUCGUCCCUGAGUCUACAGUGACGCGUGACACCAUUUCUUUUUCCAUUUUUUUUCGGUGGUUUUAUUCCAUUUUUAUUAUAUGCUUUCUCGUUUGAACCCGUACCCUUUAUUUUUAAUCUUUGUUGGCAGAAUCUUGUUUUUUUUUUCUUUAGCAUCUUUGUUUGAAUUUCACUUUUUUUUUGGAAAUAAAUAAGUCCUAAUUCAUUGAAAACCUUUCAUCUUGCUUGUAUGUGUAUUUUUUCUUAUUUAAAAUUCAAAGUCGAGACUUUUAAAAAUAUCUCUGUAAAAUUAAAGACAAAAAAUCAUGCGUUUGAUAUUAUUAAAUAAUGAUUUAUAAAUUUUUUAAAAAAAAUAAUGGAAGAUUCAUUUUGCAGCUUAAAGCACAACCCUUUCCAUGAGUACACCUUGUUUAAACUCUGCGCUAAAGAUGUCAGGCUUAAAAAUCUCCAUUCCUGAGCUGAUCUCCUCGUCCUUUAUCAAUGCCUUUUGAAGGGGAAACAAAACUAGAUCGAGUUUGGGUUGAAACCAACCAUUUUAAGGAGGGACGACCCAUGACAAUGGCCGAAGCCCAAGACUCACAGCCCAAAACCAGCUGCAGUGACAGUGCUGCUCUACCCAAAAACCCAGAAGAAAGUUGCAGCGGUUAAGCCGCGUACUAGCAUUCCUGACAAACGUUCAACUGAGCAGCAGCCUCCCCAAAUAUCCUCCUUCAGCUCCAGGCGCUUCCCUCCUUCCGCCUCCUUCCAUGAAUGGAUCCCCCACCAUCACCUCCGUCCGAGCGCCCACAAUGAGAAAUCCAACAGCCAUUAUAAAUCCAGGUCAGUCCUUCCAUUUCCUCGCAAAAUCUCUCUCCUCUUUCCCUUCCUCUCUUCCCCUAGACCCUGACCCACCCGAUCACGACAUCCCUUUGCUCCUCCACUCCAUCCUCUCCAAACCCAAUUGGCAAAGGCACCUCUCCCUCCCAAAACUAAUCCCGUCCAUAUCCCCUUCCCAUGUCCAUUCCCUUUUUUCUCUCAACCCCAAUCUCCUCCCCAAAACUGCCCUCGAUUUCUCCUAUUGGAUCUCCAAAAAACCCAAUUUCAAACACUCCGUUUUUUCCUAUUCUGCCCUUUUAAACAUCCUUGUCACUAACAAAUUCUUUGGUCCAGCGGAGAAAAUCCGCCUUGUCAUGAUCAAAUCUUCCUCUUCAAUCCAUGAAACCCGGUUCGUUUUAGAGUUCUUAACAGAAAUGAAUAAAAACAACCAGCUUCAUUCCACUUUUAAGCUUACCGUUCGAUCCUAUAAUUUUUUAUUGAUGUCUUUAUCGAAAUUCUCGAUGAUUGAUGAAAUGAAAUCUGUUUAUAGUGGAAUGUUGAACGAUAUGGUUUCGCCAAAUAUUUACACUUGGAAUACUAUGGUUAAUGCUUAUUGUAAGAUUGGGAAUGUGGUUGAAGCUGAUCUGUAUGUGAGUAAGAUUGUGCAGGCGGGAUUGAGUCCCGAUACCUUUACUUUUACUUCAUUGAUAUUGGGGCAUUGCAGGAAUAAAGAUGUAGAUAGCGCAUUCAGGGUUUUUAGAGUGAUGCCUAAUAAGGGUUGUCACAGAAAUGAGGUUUCAUAUACAAAUCUUAUUCAUGGUCUCUGUGAGGCUGGACGUGUUGAUGAGGCUAUUAAGUUGUUUGAAAAGAUGGAGGAGGAUUUUUGUUAUCCUACGGUUCGUACAUACACAGUGAUCAUUAGUGGCUUGUGUGAAGUAGGAAGGAAGACACAAGGAAUGAAUUUGUUUGAGGAAAUGUCACGGAAAGGCUGUGAGCCGAAUGCUCAUACUUAUGCAGUAAUUAUUGAUAGCUUAUGUAAAGAAAAUAAGGUUGACGAGGCAAGAAAAAUGUUAGAUGGGAUGUUAGAGAAAAGGCUGGUUCCAAGUGUGGUGACCUAUAAUGCUUUGAUUGAUGGAUAUUGCAAGCACGGAUUAAUGGAGGCUGCACUGGAAAUUUUGGGUAUGAUGGAAUCUAACAAUUGUUGUCCAAAUGAACGAACAUAUAAUGAAUUGAUAGCUGGGUUUUGUAAGAAGAAGAAUGUUCACAAGGCAAUGGCAUUUCUUGACAAGAUGCUUGAACUUAAGCUGGCACCAAGUGUAGUCACAUAUAAUUCAUUAAUUCAUGGGCAGUGUAAAAUGGGGCAAUUAGACAGUGCCUUUAGGCUGCUUGAGAUGAUGAGGGAGAAUGGUUUGGUUCCUGACCAAUGGACUUAUAGUGUUCUUAUAGACUCUCUUUGUAAAGUUGAUAGGGUAGAGGAAGCUCGUUUUCUGUUUGACUCUCUCAAGGGGAAAAGCGUUAAAGCCAAUGAAGUUAUAUAUACUGCUUUGAUUGAUGGAUACUGCAAGAUUGGGAAAGUUGAAGAUGCUCAUUCUUUGCUUGACAGAAUGCUUACUGAGGACUGCUUGCCAAACUCAUGCACAUACAAUGCCCUUAUAGAUGGGUUGUGCAACAGGAAAAACAUGAAGGAAGCACUGUUGAUGGUGGAAAAGAUGGUGGGGAUGGGUGUAAAGCCUACAGUACAUACCUAUACAAUCCUCAUUGAAUGGAUGCUUAAAGAAGGUGACUUUGAUCAGGCUCAUAGGGCCCUUGACCAACUAAUUUCCUCGGGAUGUCAACCUGAUGUAUUUACCUAUACAGCUUUUAUUCAUGCAUAUUGUGGUGUAGGGAGAUUGAAAGAAGCAGAGGAUGUGAUGAUUAGGAUGAAGGAAGAAGGCAUUUUUCCAGAUUCGUUGACAUACACAUUACUUCUAGAUGCAUAUGGAUGCUUGGGAUCAGUGCAUUCUGCAUUUGAUGUUCUCAAGCGUAUGUUUGAUGCUGGCUGUGAGCCUUCUCAUCAUACAUAUUCUUUUUUAAUCAAGCAUCUCUCAAAGAAACAAGGGACAAAGGAUGACUGCCCUGCAGUGCAUUUGGUUUUAAAUGCCGCUCUGGUUAACCAUGCUGAUGUGUGGAAGACAAUGGAAUUUGACACUGCUUUGGAGUUGUUUGAGAAAAUGCAUCAACAUGGUUGUGUACCCAAUAUUAACACUUACAGCAAGCUUAUUAUAGGACUUUGCAAAGUUGGCCGCUUUGAAGUAGCUCAAAGGCUAUUUGAUCAUAUGAGAGAACAAGGAAUAUCUCCUAGUGAAGAUGUCUACAACUCUCUUCUUAGUUGUUGCUGUGAGUUGGGAAUGUAUGAUGACGCUGUGAUAGUGGUGGAUCUGAUGAUAAGUUCUGGUCAGUUACCAAACCUGGAGUAUUACAAGCAACUGGUUUGCGGACUAUGUGCUGAAGGGAAUAAGGAGAAGGCUAAUAUGGUUUUUGAUAACUUGCUUCGUUGUGGUUAUAAUAGUGAUGAGGUAGCUUGGAAGGUUCUUAUUGAUGGCUUACUGACAAAGGGGUUUUCUGAUAGAUGCUCUGAACUCCUAAGCAUCAUGGAAAAAAUGGGCUGCCAGCUCCAUCCUAAUACAUAUUCAAUGUUAAUUGCUGGACUUGAAGAAACAUAGAGCAUUUAUUCUUGGUAUUGUUUCCUUUAGAUUCUUGCCUUUUUGUUACUCAAAAAGAUGCCUUUGCAAUGCUCUUCCUUGUCUAGAUUGGUACUAGGAUGUAUAGAUUGAAGACAGCAUUUUGGCUUGCCAUCUCAAUACGUAAAAAGAGGGCUUGAAACUUUCCAGUUGGCUGGCAAUAAGGGAGCAGUGAGAAGCACACACACAUCUGCUGAUUGUGGAUGUGGCCCUUCAUCAAACAAACCAUUUCACUGACAAUCAAGAGGCAA